Molecule: messenger RNA, 874 nt
Organism: Pseudophryne corroboree (corroboree frog)
Lineage: Eukaryota; Metazoa; Chordata; Amphibia; Anura; Myobatrachidae
Gene: PPIH
Product: peptidylprolyl isomerase H
Exons: 10
Coding region: 64-597 (177 amino acids)
Biological process (GO): protein folding; protein peptidyl-prolyl isomerization
Cellular component (GO): intracellular membrane-bounded organelle
Molecular function (GO): peptidyl-prolyl cis-trans isomerase activity
Source: RefSeq, a predicted model, not a curated record
CGGGUUUCGUUCGGAGAUGACGUUUCAUUCUUCUCAGCGCUUCCGUCUCUGCCCAGGACAGACAUGGCGGUUCCGGCGUCUAAUCCUAACAAUCCCAUCGUGUUCUUCGAUAUCAAUAUUGGGGGACAGGAAGUCGGCAGGAUGAAGAUGGAGAUCUUUGCAGAUGUUGUACCAAAAACAGCAGAAAAUUUCAGGCAGUUUUGCACUGGAGAAUUCAGGAAAGAUGGGGUUCCUAUUGGGUACAAAGGCAGCACUUUCCAUAGGGUAAUAAAAGAUUUCAUGAUCCAAGGAGGGGAUUUUGUCAAUGGUGAUGGCACAGGAGUUGCAAGUAUUUACAGGGGACCGUUUGCAGAUGAGAACUUUAAGCUAAAGCACUCAGCGCCUGGAUUGCUGUCCUUGGCCAACAGUGGACCUGGAACGAAUGGCUGCCAGUUUUUUAUCACUUGUUCCAAGUGUGAUUGGCUGGAUGGAAAGCAUGUGGUUUUUGGUAAAGUCGUUGAUGGACUUCUAGUAAUGAGAAAAAUUGAGAAUGUACCAACCGGCCCCAACAAUAAACCCAAACUACCCGUUGUAAUUGCUCAGUGUGGGGAAAUGUAAUUGAAGGGUUCUUCCUCCCAUGCAGUCACUAUUACAAGGAGAUUCAGAGGCCUGUGUUUAUAUUCAGAUGUGGUGCACUUGUAUCACACUACACACAGAACUGUGUUUCUAAGAAACAUAUGAAAUGGACCAUAUUCUUGUGAAAUAAGGAGCUGUUUCUAUCCAUCUUUCUAUUUAAAGUCUGUAAUUAAAAUGAUACUCUGGAGAUGCAUAGUAUUGUUUUGUAAAAAAAAGUGUUUUGUAUUUCUUUUUCUAAUAAACAGAACCAUGAGUUUAA